Molecule: messenger RNA, 417 nt
Organism: Panicum virgatum (switchgrass)
Lineage: Eukaryota; Viridiplantae; Streptophyta; Magnoliopsida; Poales; Poaceae
Product: translation initiation factor IF-2-like
Exons: 1
Coding region: 1-417 (138 amino acids)
Source: RefSeq, a predicted model, not a curated record
AUGGCGGGUCUUCUCACGCUCGCCCGCCAGGCUCCGCCUCGCCCCCGCGCUCCCCACGCGACCAGGCCCUCCGCCAGGCCAUCCGGCGCCGCGGGCCAGCACGCGACGCGCGCUCCGCCGGGCCCUCCCCGGUGCGGGCGAGGCGAGCACGCCUCGCCCGAGUGCUCCGGCCCCAUUGGCGAGCACGCCAUCGCUCCCUCCGCCGGGCCCUCCCGAUACGGGCGAGGCAAGGACAUCGGCGCGAGCUCGGCCGGGCACUCCGGCCCCGGGGGCGAGCACGUCGGUGAGCUUCAUGGGGCGGCGGCGUUCGCGAGCUCCAGUGGAAGGCGAGGAGGCAUGGGGCCGGCGGCGAGCUCCGAGGCGAAGCAGGGGAGGCAUGGGGGGAGAGAAAGGGAGAGAACGGGAUGGAGGGGCUGA